Spirometra erinaceieuropaei is the source of this 6229-nucleotide messenger RNA. The record is from the annotation of a GenBank genome assembly. Lineage: Eukaryota; Metazoa; Platyhelminthes; Cestoda; Diphyllobothriidea; Diphyllobothriidae.
AUGGACCCUUAUGAUGGCUUCCGAUAUCAUCAACGAGAAUGUGAUGACGAUAGACCAUACAUGAACAAUGGAAUGUAAUGUUUCGAACACUAGCUCUAAUAGUUCCUAGGCCUCGUGCUCGAAGCCCUUUUCUAAGGACAAUGGAUACGGUUACCUCCACAAUUAUUUUGCGCGGAAUGUCCACAUCUAUCAGCGAGCGCGAUGUAAUUUAACACGUCAUACACUACUUUUUUCUAUAAUAGCUAAGAUAUGCACUUGAGGACGAGAGAGCACGUUACACCGACAUACGUCUAGUAAAGGACAGGAAGACUGGCGUUUCCAAGGGAAUGGCCUUUGUCGAUUUCUGCUCUCCGGAUGAUGCUCGGAGGUUCAUGAGGGAUUGCCACGUAAAUCCUUGAAAUUCUCCCAACAACUUCAUAUUCAGGGCGAAUUAGAAAUCCGUGGAUACAGCGUGAAGAUGAACUUUAGUGCACCCAGAGAUGAUCGAGAGGAGGAUAGAUUUCAGCAACAACCCCCAUUUCCAUCUAAUUCGAAAUUUGGCGGACGUUCGGAGCCUCCAUCGUCGACCAUUAUGAUGAGGGGAUUGCCCUCAUCUCUUGACGAACGUGACGUAUGUUGGCGUUUUAUGAUAUUAACGGGUUUAGGUGAUCGACGUUCUUGAGAGGGACGGUGUACGUUACGUGGACGUGCGCGUCAUUCGUGAUAAAAAUACAGGUGAGUUUGGCGCAUGCUUGAGUUUCGAUUCCUAUAUUUCCUUUAUGGAUAUUGACCCUUAAAACUGCUGGAACUACUUUAGUCGGCCUUCAUCGACUUGCUGGUUUCUUGUCGAGUUUUCGGACUAAAAUGACAUUUCUUCACUUGCAGGCAUUAUACCACGGACAUGGGAAGUACGGCUCCUUUGUAUUGAUGUAUACACUUAUGGGUCUUUUUUCCCCACUGUUAAGCAUACCUAUAGUUCUGGUAUCAGAGCAUCUGGGUACGUUUACGGCUUGGGCUCAGAUCCCAUCGGGGUUCCAUUUUCAGGCUAGUGUGUACCAGUAGUCGCACCAAAAACAAUGAGCCCUCUGAAUUGAGGCCGCGAGCACUUGUAUUGACAGGCUGUAGACCACUAAACGCUUUGAGGCAGACUAUAGUUCCAACUUUUCCUUCAGACUAGACGGGCUCGUUGCUUUUGCGCUUUUACUAUAAUCACUGUGAAACGUCCUAACAACGGCGCAAUUAGCGCCUUUCUCUGGUCACUAGCAGCCAACCUCACGAGGUUAGUUAAGCUGAGUCAUACGACUUGAAUGCCCCGUUCUUCCUUAUUUGAAGGCCCUUCAUUUCAAGCAAGACUGUUGCCCACCUGCCUGCCCCCCAUGAUGCCAGUCACAGGUGUACCGCCAUGCUCUGCGUUUAGAGCUGAAAUGAAAGAUAGUUUCACCUUCUUAGAUUGAAAAACUGUUUUCUGAUUUUGUCCGCUUACCCGUCUUGUUUUUACGCACCAUUUCUGGGUAGAGGACGCUACCCUACCUGCGCUCAUUUUAUUCAUUACAUAACUUUGCUAGAAGCAAGGAAGUUAGAGUCGUCAGAUGUUUUUGGUCGCCUGUCAGUCUGUACUCUUUACCAACUAACCUUGACGUCUGAAUGGACGUACAUGGGAGAUAGGGGACUGACCAUCUAGAGACUCUCGGCCUUACCGGCCGUCCGACUGAAGUAGUUGCUGCAUACAAGUCAUCCAGAAACUGAGUCCGGUCUAAAAUCAGACCAAAAUCGAUCUCGUGCCAGCGGUCCUGUUGUCCAUAUGUGAAUUGAUUUACUUUCUCCCAGUACCUGGACAUAUCUUUAUCUGCUGCACCCCAGUCGUCAAGCUCCUAAACGGUCCUGAGGCAUAUGCGGCGAAUAACUGUUAUUGCGAUGGAUGCUUAAGUCCUACCAGUCGAUUGAAGUCCACGUCGAUACUGCUCUGCUGUACGCACAUGCCGUUUUGCCGGCAAUUAAAAUCGAAACUCCGAAGGGUACUGCUUCAAUUCUGUCAAAUCAAGCCAGUACGGCUAAUGUACUGAUUACCUCGGCGAAGAGCAAGCGCCCUGGAUGAUGUUACUUCCAGAAGUCCGCCGGUCACGUCUGCAUGCUGACUGUCCAGGCCACACUGAGCGUGCGAUCCUACGCGUUGACCUUCCAGACAUGUCUACUCCCGGUUCGACCGCACCUGGUGAAUCAUAUACGUGUAAAUUUUGUUACGCGCAACCCAUGUAUUCCAGUAAACGCGCACGGACUUACCGCCAGCGGAGUGUCACUUAAAUCCGCAUCACUGAAAGCAGGUUUUCAGGAAGGCGCCAACUGAUAUCCCUUCAGCCAAUUUGCUUAUGAGGAUCGAAGGACGUUCACUCUCAGAUCACGGAUCUGCGCUGCCACGGCGGAUGGGCUUUUCUAUCAUUUCUCCUUAUAUUGAAAUACCGGAGCUCAUAUAAUCCUGUCGGCUCUUCUUUUCAAUAGGUUUAUCCAGAGGCUUCGGUUUUAUCGAAUUCGCUUCCGUCGAGGAAGCAAGGCAGUGGAUGGAGAUCCAAAAAGUAAACCGUCGUUCCGGCCUGAAAUCAGGUUUCCCUAGAUGUGAAUUCCUUUCAUGCACAUUUAUGGAGUAAUGCCUUUGGCUAUGGUUCCGGUCGGAAAAGUUGCAGUCGUUCUCUGCUUAUCCAGGCGGUUUUCAUUUUAGGAGGUCUUGCGUGUUCGUCGGAAUGACCUACGUCUGAUGUUCAGUUCUCCAAGAUACCCGCCCGAAAUGGGUAGGAAUUUAGAGGCUCCCUCCACCGGAAGGCCUGUAAUACCUGCACUCUCAAGCAGAUUUGGCCCACCGAACGAUGUGAGCACUGGCGACUGGAUUUGCUCCAGGGUGGGUAUCAACUUCUGCAUCAUGUACUGGUCUUUUCGCGCUCUGGUUUCGAGCGGCCCUCCUAGUCCACCAGUCCUCCAGCCUGUCUAUUCCUUUGCCUCGUGAUUAUGUGCAUCCAGAUGUUUGAUAUGUGCUAACGGGCUCGCACCCCAAUUGAUUGGUAUCACUUUAGUGCUCAAGUCACAACUUCAGACGUCGCGAUCAGUGCUAUCGGUGUCAGUUGCCACGAUCGCAGAGCCAGACUGUGGCUAAUUCAUCUGACGGGUCAGACCUCAUUGGAGCCACACCCUGCAACAGUAAGUAGUGUGACCCUGUCCAUGGGGUAUUGUUUUACAUUUGCGUUUUGUGUUGGCUAGUAGGGCCUUGAUGUUUGCUUGUGUCACAACGCUGUUAUUCUUUAUAGUUAGUCUAACAAAUUGUAGUUCUCGUUUACUGCUUGUGAUUUGUCCUCGCUGUUAUCCAUUGGCAAAAGUCAUUGGUCGAUGCACUCAUGACGCUCUCGGAGCAUCGACUUCAGAGUGUAUGCCAACCGUAAGCGUUAGUCGCUCAAAAUCAUAGUUAUGUUGCGGCUCAGUGUCUCAUUUGCGAUGCAGGUGGCUGCGGAGUGAUGCAGACUAAGACUGCCAAUGGCCUUGUGAGUGGUCAAUACUUGAAGUAUUUUCAAAGGGGAUGCGUAGCACAAAGCCUUUUUUACAGUUCGCUGUCGCGACUGCUUGUUAAACGGUUGCCUGUUUUGUUAGAAAGCUGUUGCGCGUUUCAAUUUAGGUCUGUUUCGAUCGUCUGUACUUGUCAGUAUUUGUGAUCGUAUCUGUCCCAAACCGUUCAGGAAUUCUGGGCGUUUAUACAUUUCAGCACUCAUUUUGCGCUGCCUGGAUGCACUAACAACCGAAGACAGCAUUCGUCAAGCGUUCCAAGACAUAGCUGACGUCAAGGUUCGUCAGUGUCACGUGAUGCGGGAUGACGUUACCCACGUUUCUCGGUGUUUUGCAUUUGCCGAACUCCCUAACGUCGCCGACGCCUACAAAGUAGUUGACACGAUAGUUAGGGAACACCAGCUAUUUGAAAUCGAAGGAAAGGCCGUUGCGGUUAGUUACGCGAAAAAUACCUUCAAGUAAGUCUGUCAAGUACAUAUUCAGUAUCACAGGGUUGUUUUUUGCAUCCUUGUAACGACUGCACUUUUCUGUUUCCAGUACGAUAAUGGCAACAUUGAAGGCAGAGGGGUCGUACAAUGCUAAGUUAAACGCCAGUCGCUCACUGUCCAGUGAAUUGAGCAGUGCAGCUACGAAUGCCAUAGAUUCUCACACUGUGGCAAAGAACGCUGUCGCCGCCGGCCAGUAUACCAACUCAAUGGAUGGGAUUGCCGUUGCACAGGCAGCCAUUCAGCAAAAGCAAACGGAGGCACAGAUUGCAUCCGCUAUUGCAAAGUCGAUCCACCAACCCGGAGACAUUACCCAAACGGCCGCUACCGUUGCCGCCUUUCCUUUGCCCACCACGCCUUUCAAUGCCGCAACUGCAGCCACCACUGUCUAUCGUAAGUUUGCCAUAUGUAAAGCUAUUUAGUCGUUGGUUUGACUACGUUACUUACCAUGCUGCUUUAUCUAGCAUUUCCGGACACAUCCAAAUUCCUGUACGACGAGACCAUACGUUUCUACUACGACCCCGUGACAGGGCUUCUUUACGAGCCGAAUACUCGGUACUUCUUUGAUCGGGCCUCACAAGAAUAUUUCUACUACGAAGCGUCUCGAAGCACUUAUAUUCCAGCCACGCAAGUAGCUGCGAUGGUGAAUGCUGCUGCACUCCCGCAAAUGCCGGAUGCUUCGGCUGGGGCGCCCAAGACUACUGAAGAGGGUGAACCGGUUAAAAAGAAGGAGAAAGAACGGAAGGAAAAGGCGGCGAAAAAGGUGGCCAAAGAAAUGGAGAAGUGGGCAAAACGGAUGAAUUCCCAAAAGGAGGCACUCGCAACGGUCGGCCGCAACGAAGCAACAACUGUAAGUCUUUCCAGUCAUAAUUUGCCAAGGGAUUCAAACCCAAGUAUCGCGGUUUAAUAGGGGGUCGCACUUUUCGCUGCAACCGACCUUGCUUUUCAUUUAGAACGAAACCAGCAAGACCGCCGAUACCGGAUAUGCGAUUUUACAGGCCACAUCGUCCACUCUACUGAAUCAGCCAAGCACUAGUGCGUCCGGUCUGGUUGCCCACUACGGUGGUGAGGAUAGUGAUGAAUCGAACCAUGCAGAGGCGGAAAAUCCACAAACGCAUGACACUAAGGAAUUGGAGGCCCAAGCGGCUGCCGAGGAGUCAAAGUAAGUGUGGGCGUCCCGCAUAUUAGCGCAAAACUGCUUGGCUCUCGUCGGUAAAACAAUGAUAACACCAUUAUGUACUUUUUACUACGCAAGGUUAAUGGACUGGUCCAAAUUGGCUUGUCUACUCUGCUCCCGCGGUUUCAAAGACGUUGAAACAAUGCAAAAACACCGGAGCUUUUCCAACCUUCAUAUUCAGAAUUUCAACAAGCUUCGUGCCAAGUACGGCCUGAAACCAACUUCGACUGCCGCUCCGCAGUCUGCCAAUAGUGUCCCACAGGCAGAUCAACCGUCGCAAUCUUUAACAAUCGAGUCCCUCAUGCAGAUGGGCGCUGCCGUCGCGAGUAACCACGCCAAAACGGUCGCAAGUCGUCAGGGCACCGGAAACACUUCCCCUACCUCCGGUGGCGGCAGAUAUCGAGACAGGGCGAAAGAACGGCGUGAAAAGUUCGGCAUAAUGCCACCAGCCGCUGCUGAUGUGCGAAGUAUAUCGCCACCCGGCCCACCAGUCAUUGUGGAACCCGUGCCCGUUGCGCCGCAGCCUGCCGAUGGUAAGCUCCUUUGAACCUUCGAAUCAUUCCUGAAGUCAAGAGCGUCAAAGGCUCUUGCCUCCCGGAUUUAUGUUCACAAGUAUUGCAGCAGUCAACGAUCCUGAGUAGUGUUAGUGUAAACUGGAGCAACUACACAAACUUCUUUACUGCCUCUGCCACUGGCUUCGCGUACUUUUUUUAAUUUGCCAGAGUGAGUAUGCCUACACACGCUUUCUAGGAAGUAGUGCUUGCUUUGACGGCGGUUCCUGCGCUUCGUCGACCCUUUGGCAAACUUAACAUGCCUCUCCUUUUCAGCUCCAAAUGUAGGCAGUCUUCUGAUGCAGAAAAUGGGUUGGCAGGCUGGACAGGGACUUGGUAAAGCCAAUCAAGGCAGGACGCAGCUGGUUGAAGCAGAAUUCCGCGAAGCUGGUGUCGGUCUAGGAAUCAAGACCUCUAAAAGGCAGCCGCCCGCUGACAACUACAAAGACAACGUCAAAAGGGCAAUGUUCGCGAGAUACCACGAACUUGAAUGA